Molecule: messenger RNA, 1194 nt
Organism: Daucus carota subsp. sativus
Lineage: Eukaryota; Viridiplantae; Streptophyta; Magnoliopsida; Apiales; Apiaceae
Product: F-box protein At5g42460-like
Exons: 1
Coding region: 1-1194 (397 amino acids)
Molecular function (GO): protein binding
Source: RefSeq, a predicted model, not a curated record
AUGCAUAGCGAGAAAGAAGAAGAGGAUGAGAGAAGAAAGAAUGCGACGACACUGCCAGAAGAUUUAAUCCUUGCAGAAAUACUCCCUCGAUUACCAGCAAAAUACUUGCUUGGGCACCGCCUUGUUUGUAAGUCCUGGAACUCUGUUUUCUCCACACCCGCUUUCGUAAAUUCCCAACUCACUCAUCAACUCCACAACAACUCUGAAGAACAAGAUCGCAUUAUAGUAAAGCGGGAUGGUCUUAUCGAGGGAGUGGACAUUCUCUCUCACAUCGAUUCGAUUCGUGUCCGCAAAGUGCCUUGCGCUUGUGACACUUUGUGUGGUUCAGUUAAUGGUUUAGUUUUAAUGGUUUCUAAACCGGAAAAAAGAUUUUGUCUAUGGAACCCGGCUAUUGGGCAAGUUAAGUUGUUUGAUUUCCCCGCACCUCAUCUUCAUCUUAAGAAUAAUGGUUACUAUGAUUACAAGGCCUUGAUGUUCUGCUAUGAUUCGAUGUCAUCUCCCGCUAGACAAAUUUGUAUUUACUCAACAAAUUCCGCUACUUGGACUUCUUUGUGUAUCCCUCAAAAUCUCAUGUUGCCCGGACUACGUGAUUAUUUUUGGAUGUUACUAGGUCACUCUACCAUUGUCAAGGGAACCCCUUACUGGAGUUGUUCUAAUUCCUUGACUUUGCCCGGAGAGAAGCACGAACGUAAGUUCUUCUGGACGUUCAAGUUUGUGCCUGAAAUCAACGAGUUCAGAAUCCUUCCUGAUUUAGAUUCCCUCAAAUGUUGUGGAGACACUUUUAGUAUAGUCAACAUCAAGGAUCGUCUUGUUGGGAUGACAUAUAACUCAGUAACACAUGGAGGGACGAAUAUGGUGGAUAUGUAUUCUUUGGACAACGAGGAAUACAGUAGUGGUGUUUGGAGUAAGAUGUACAGCAUAGGACCGGUGUAUUUUUGCUCCAACCAAAGGCUGCUGCACGCUUUUAGGAAUGGUGGUGAAAUAUUGAUCCGGGGACAUUCUGGCACAUUUGCUUUCUAUGAUCCCAAAACCAAAGAAAUUAAGAGUAUUGCCGGGACGACUAGCACUAGAAUUUUCUUUACAGAGUUGGUUGGACAUCGUUACAGUUAUACGCCUAGUUUGGUCCGUGUUCGAGGAAUGAAGUCCAUGCAGAACUUUUCUACAAAUGGAGAACUUAAGGAAUUUACUUUGUAA